Molecule: messenger RNA, 3597 nt
Organism: Mytilus californianus (California mussel)
Lineage: Eukaryota; Metazoa; Mollusca; Bivalvia; Mytilida; Mytilidae
Product: serine/arginine repetitive matrix protein 2-like
Exons: 14
Coding region: 114-3257 (1047 amino acids)
Biological process (GO): kinetochore assembly; chromosome segregation; mitotic cell cycle
Cellular component (GO): kinetochore
Molecular function (GO): protein heterodimerization activity; DNA binding
Source: RefSeq, a predicted model, not a curated record
UAUUGGCGGAAGUUUUGAAUGUUUACAAAUAUUUCACUUAAAUUUACCCGUAUGAAGCAAAGAUAAACCUUGUUAAAAGUGACCAAAUCCAACCAAAAUCAAAGUCGACAAGAAUGGCUAAAAAGGAUACACCAAGGUCAAUGUUGCAAGCAUUCAUUGAAAAUGUUCCAACUACAGCUCCAGUAAAGAGAACAAGAGCUAGAACAAGAUCUCCAGAAGACAGGCAUUUCAAUGAAACUGUUCCUAAUCAGAAAAAGAGAAGAAGAUCAUCUCUAGCAGUAAAACAAACACCAAGAUCAAUGAUUGAAUCUUAUAUGCAUGAUCACAAAACACAGACUCCGUUUGUUCGUGUGUUACGUAGACGGUCGAAAACUUUUACUCCAAUUACAGAGUCAGGUGAUAGAAGUGAUGUAAUUACACCAAGAACAGCAUUGGAAGGAUUUAUUAAUAAUGCACCAGAAGAGACACCAGUCCAGAGGGCAGUAAAUGAGAGUGAGCUGGAUAGUGAAUCAGAUAUCAUCUUGCCUAAUGAAACCCUUCAUGUGACUCAUUCACCAAUACAUAAUGAAGACACUGGGUCAAUUACAACUUCACAGAAACAAAGGCAAAACCAACAUCAUAUCACAUUACAGCAGUUUACACAAGGGAUGCAUAACCUGACCUCAGCUGCCAAUCAGACAAAAGAAAGGAUGUUUAGCAGUGAUUCAGAAGACACCCCUGAGAUUCCUCCAGAUGUUACUCUUGAUGUACUGGUAGACUCAUUGAAUUCAGAAAGUGAUAGAAGUCAUAUGAGGAUGCCACAACAAGACAGGCGACAAAAUCUGAAUCAUAUAACAUUAGAACAGUUCUCACAAGGAUUGAAAGAAAAAAUAGGAAGUGGAUCUGAUGCUGGUGUAAUGGGUGAUGAUGAGACAGAAGAGGAGCAUUCAGAUAUUCAAACAUUUAGAAGAGGUCAGAGGAUGUCUAGUAGGUUAUCCAUGGGGUCACUACAUACACAGGUCUUAGAAAGGUCAAUGAACAACAGGUCUUAUCUUAGUCCAGGAAAGACAAUGCCACAGGAUUUUGGAGAUUUGACACCAUCAAGAAGAACACCAGUCAGGUCCCCAAUGGUUUCACUGCCUAUUGAGUCAAACUUGACCCCAUCAAGAAGAAAUUUGACUCCAGACAAGUCCAAAGUUGAUUCAGUGUUUAUUGAACGCAACUUUACUCCAUCAAAAAGUAUUCAAAAUAUUAAACUGACUACUGACUCAGAUUUGACCCCAUCAAAAAGACAUCUAAGUUUGAAGGAGUCAUUGUUGAAUCAGACAGAUCUUACACCAUCACAACGGACUAGUAAUUUGAAUAGGUCAAAAGUGGUUCAAGCGCCUUAUGAAUCUGACUUUUCACCGCCAUCGAGAACACAGAUUUACAGUGAAUCAGCCUUAACACCAUCACGGAGAACACAGAUUAUCAGUGAAUCAGACUUAACACCAUCACAGAGAACUCAGAUUAUCAGUGAAUCAGACUUAACACCAUCACGGAGAACUCAGAUUGUCAGUGAACCAGACUUGACACCCUCACGGAGAUCUCAGAUUGUCAGUAGAUCUUCAACAUUGCAUGAACAUGAAGAAUUAACACCAUAUAGAAAGACUUUAUCCAAAAACAGUAUUUCAUCUAAUGUGGAGUCUAAUCUUACUCCAUCAAGGAGAACUGAGAACCCAAACAGAUCUACAACAUUUCAAUCUCCAAAAACAUCUGACCUGACUCCUUCAAGGAGGACUGAAAACCUACACAAAUCUACAACACUUCAAUCUCCUGACAAGUCUGGCCUGACUCCAUCAAGGAGAAGUAAUACUCUUGAUACAUCUUCAUCUGUAUACCCAACAGAGUCUAAUGCCACUCUUUCAAGAACAAUGCCAACAAAUACACCUAUGGAGCCAGUAAAAACAAAUGAAUCAUCACAGGAUGAAUCAGGAGAAACUGAUGAAUCAUUACAAGGUGAAUCAGGAGAAACUGAUGAACCAUUACAAGGUGAAUCAGGAGAAACUGAAUUAAGUUUGUCACAGACUGCAGAUAAGCCUGUUUCACAUGAAGAAUCUGACAAAUCUGGAUUGACUCAAUCUCGUAUUGGCACUUCACAAAACAGACAAAUGAAAGAUCAUGGUCAGACACCAUCUCACAGAUCACCAGAAAAAGCAUUGGACUCAGUGAUGCCAUCCUCUGAUACUAGUCAAAAGAAUAACCAAAAAUCACAAAAUAGGACUAAGGAUAUUUUAAUGUUUGAGCAGGUUGAACAGGAUAGUACAGAUGAGAAAACACCAAGGAGCCAGAUAAGGUCACAAUCAAAGCUAAAGCCACCUAUAAGAACUCCACUGAGUUCAAAUUUAACAAUACUUGAGAAUAUAAAGCCUUUAUCUAGCAGUACACCAGCAAGAAUUCUUAUAAAUAAACAGAUUGGUACACCAAGUAGGGUACCUGUUACCCCGUCAUCUGGUUCUACACCAAAAAGAGUUCCUAUGAUAGGCAGUUCAAUGAACAGGACUCCAGGAAGAAUACCAGUUAAAAAUUCGUCAAUGAAUAUUUCAAAUAAUGCUAAAUUAUCUGGAACUAUAAACAAAUCAGUUAAAAAUCAAUCAUAUCUGGGAGGAAACAUGACAAAUUCAGCACUGCCAAGUACAAACAGUUCACUUAGGAAGUUGUCGCAUAAAUCAGUUAACGUGUCACGACAGGGAGUUAGUGAGAGAUUGGAGGCAGAUGAAAGUGAAGAGGAGACUGGAGAGGAGUUCGAUACUAUAGAGUUAUACAAACUAAAGACGCCCCACUUGAGAGGAGAUAUUUCACAGAUCCCUACACCAAUAUACAGUAGUACACCUGCACCUGUUAAACCGGUUCAGAAACAACAACCAAGACCAAUUCCUCAGAGUAAACAAGACACAAAGAAAAGAAAAAAAACAGUGUCUUCAGUAUUACCAAACAAUACAAUAAAACAGGCAUUCCAGCAUUUCUGCAACAUGAAAGCUGCUCCAGACACCAUGGAAGAACUAAUUAAAUACACUGAUACAUAUUUUGAAAACACCUUUAAAACUUUGGAGGCAUUUGCAUUGCAUGCAGGGAGAAAAACUAUAGAUGAAUCUGAUGUGGAACUCCUGAUGAGACGACAAGGCUUUAUAACAGAAAAGCAGCCAUUAAAUGUGUUGGUUGAAAAUAUCUUACCUUUGGAACUACGACAAGAAAUUAUUCCAAUGGCUAGAGCUAACAAUGUUAUUGAACCAUUGUAAAGAAUACAAAUAUUAUUCAUAUUUCUAACAAGGACCUACUUGGAUAAUUAUAAAAUUAAAAGCAGAUUGUAAAGAAUAAAAACCUUUUGCUUACGGUUUAUCAAGGACCUACUUGGAGAAAAACCAAGACAGCUUGCUGUGGAUAGCUCAUAUAGAUGCAGCAGAGUUUUAGUAACAUUUGAUGGGACUGCCAUAUUAGAUUUUAGAAAUGUUGUUUCCUUAAAGCUUGCAAAAAUUAUAGGAAGCCAUAAAAUUUAUAUCAUUUUAAGUAAGAAAAGAUAAUAUUUACAUGCACAUACAUCUGUUUGGAAAUUUAAUCCAAAUAAAGGUAACAUUCAAA